Ostrinia nubilalis (European corn borer) is the source of this 2027-nucleotide messenger RNA. RefSeq lists its product as uncharacterized. The transcript has 4 exons. Bases 777 to 1733 code for a protein of 318 amino acids. The record is from RefSeq and is a predicted model, not a curated record. NCBI's taxonomy places the organism in Eukaryota, Metazoa, Arthropoda, Insecta, Lepidoptera, Crambidae.
AACCUUUUUAACCCUAUUACAAGUGCAAUAAGGUUUCAAAUUAAUUAUUGAUCCACUUUCCAUCUUAAUACUUUUUCUUCUUUCAGAAUGAUAUACAAAAAGAAUCACAAGCCAAACCCCAAGAGUUUGUAAAUUCAACUCAAAUACAAAGACCGUUAGAUUCAAAUUCAACUUUCUGUGAAACUCAAAAUGACCACAACCACUUAGUUAAGCCAAAUGAAGUCCAUACAAACAAUUAUAACACAAUUUUCAAGCUAAAUGGAGCAACUGAACCAAAUGAAGCACAUUUAAAUGGUCCAAAUGAAGUUACUUGUAUUUCUGAUCAUACAUACUAUGAUUCGCAAGCGACAGAACUGUAUACUUUGUAUGAAACCCAAAACUGUACCCAUGUUAGUCAAAGUCAGAAUAUUGAUGAAAUUUUAAUAAACAACAAACUACUUUUCAAAAACAAUAAUGCUCAACCUUUAAAUACUACAAACUAUGAUACGGAAAGUGGUAUAACAAUAAAUAAAGAUCCAAAAGUAAUUCAAUUUAGUCAAAAAACAACAGAAUCAAAACGAAAAACAAUAGAAUAUACAGCAGAAACAGUAAUAAAUGCAACAAUAAAUGAAGUAAUUGAAAAUACAAAUGUAUUGGAUGAAAAUACAAAUGAAACUUUAAUAGAAAAUGAAUCAUUCCCUCAAUACGCUCAAGAUAUUGACAUAGAAUUUACUGAAAAUCCAAAUGUAGUUGACAAUUAUAAAACGAAUGAAAUUGAACAUGAAAAUAACGAAGAAAUGAAUGAUAAUGUAAAUAUAAAUGACCAUAAUAAAAGAAAUGAAACUGAAUAUGAAAAUAACGAAGAAAAUAAUGAUAAUAAUGUAAAUACAGAUAAUGCAUCGCAAAUAGUGACGUUUAAAGUUGUAGAGGAAUUGAAUAAAGUAAAAAACUAUAUAAAUAAGAGAAUUGAACGAAGACUGAGCAACGAUGGGUCUAUAGAUUCAGGGUAUAGAAGCGACAGCCAAACGAAAUGCUCUUUUAGAAGUUCACUGCAGCUCUCUGGAAACUGGAUAAACCAGUCAGCCCAUAGUUUGUUCGAACACAUCACCCAAUGCCCACUGCUGGGCACCACGCAUGAGAUCAUUGGAGAAAUUGCACAGGUUUUAGGCCAACUAAUAGACAAACUGCACGAAGAAGAGAGAUACCCUUCAUUUUUCGAUGAACUGCUUGAUAAUAUUAAUUUCCUGCUGAAGGACAUUCACCAAGGAAGCGGUGGGGAAGACGUGUUACUACAAAAAGACGAAAAAAUGCAACGAUUGCUGCUACUAAACAAAUCCAUGCACAUACAAAAGUAUACUAUAGAAAAAAUAACUUCUUUACUAGAAAACGUAUUAUCACAUCUUAUAAACACCGAAGAACCUUAUGAAAUAUCGAAUAUUAAUGAAAUUGAGAAUAUGUCUUACAUAUUUCAUAUUUUAGAAGUAAUAUUACAAAGGUACGUAAGAGGCAAAAAUGUGACAGGUCAAGAAAUAACAAAUUCUCAAUUGGAAUUAAAAAAGACUUCUAUAACAGAAUUGUGGAGACGAAAAUGGAAUCCAAAUUAUAGAGAAGAUGCUGUACAAGACUUUACGCCAAAAAAGUGUGUUUUAAUACAUUGUAAUGAAGUACUUAACAAAAUUGUCGUAAGUUGCAUGGAUGGGUACAGUUUAGUCGCCUUCGCUGCGUUGAACUGUUUUAAUAUUUUGCAAUCUUAGAUCGAUUAAAUACAUAUUUUUGUAUAAUAAAAAAUCUAAUAAAAUUGUAUAAUGUUCGUAUAUUUUGAGGGUAGUAGCAGGAAAAAGAAAAUUGAGUAGUUAACAUCACCCAAACUCUCUGAAAACAUGCAGUUUUAAUAGUAAAAUCGGAUUUUCAGUUUGAAAAUUAAUGACGUCAUAGGUCCCUAUUGCUAUUCUAAAUAAUUACGCAAUAAAUUCAUAAAAAGUAUGAAAAUUUAUUGGUGGUGUCAACUACACAAUUUUAUUGUGUACUUAUUAUAAUUAAAAGAUCAG